AUGAUGUUCGUUCUUACUCUUGCUCUAAUUUUCUGCUCAUUUGGAUGCUUGUCUUCCUUCGUCGUCAAUCAUGCUCACUUCAUACACAAUAAUAGAAUAAUUAAUUUUGAAACGGUCGGUGGGAUUGCUGACAACAGUUCUCUAGAUGCUUGUUGGGCCAAUGCACAUCUUCUCAACCAAACAUUUGCCUCAUUACAAAGUGGUGAUACUUUGUUAAUACCACCAGAUAGAACGUUUUGGCUGAUGGGUGGUAUCUAUGCACGCGGUUUAGUCAACGUGACGAUACAAAUCGAUGGUAUUCUGAAGUUUUCAGAUAAUCAGACUGUCUGGCCACGCGACCCUCAAACUCAACAAGUUCAUGAAUGUUUCUUUUUCGAACAAAUAAACUAUGUCAAGUUCACAAGUUCAUUACCCGGAGGAAAGAAAGGUAUUAUUGAUGGAUCUGGUGCAAAAUGGUGGGGUUUAGUAGAAUAUCUAUUGAUUGGUGAAAAUCGACCGCGACUAAUAUCGAUUUACAAUUCAACAAAUCUUUUGGUUGAAAAUAUUCUAUUGAAAAACUCGCCAUACUGGACAUUUCUCGCCAAUGAUAUCGCUAAUUUAGAAAUACGAUAUAUGGACGUGGAUGCACGCGUUCGUCCUGAUGUUCAAUAUCACGAUCAUAACGAAUUACAAGCGUUCAAUACGGAUGGUUUCGAUGUCGCAGGAAAGAAUGUUUGGAUACAUGAUUGCAACAUUUGGAAUGAUGAUGAUUGUAUUGCGGUCAAAGAACAAAGUUCAAGUAGUUUUCAAUCGUCUUGUAGUGAAAACAUGCUUUUCGAACGUAUCAAUGCAUCUGGUGUUGGAUUGACGAUCGGUUCCAUCGGACCAUCAGCAUCACAUACAUGUGUACGAAAUAUCACAUUCCGUGAUUGUACGAUGUAUAAUACUUUCAAAGGCAUCUACUUAAAAUCUCGACCGGGACUACCUGGACAUACAGGUGAAAUCACCAAUGUAACGUAUGAAAAUAUAUUAAUCAACAAUGCUUCGCAAUGGUCGAUAUGGAUCGGACCUCAGCAAGCUGGUUAUAAAGAAGCUUGCUCACUCCUAUGGCCUUUCGUACCCAAAACACCAUGUCCAGUGCCGAUUGGCAUCACUUGGAACACCAUCGUCUUGCGGAAUAUUACUCUCAAUGGUCCUCAAUUAAGUCCGGGUGUUAUUCUUGGUAAUUCGUCAAAUCCGAUGUUAAACAUCCUGUUUGAUAAUGUUUACGUUAAUAAACCUGGCUUGCUUCCAUGGGGCACGAAGUAUUAUGCAUGUGAAGGUGUGGAAGGCAUAGCAGAAGGAAAUACUCAACCUCCACCGCCGUGUUUCAAAAGGAAAUCGAUUUGA
Messenger RNA from Adineta ricciae, 1368 nucleotides. The record is from the annotation of a GenBank genome assembly. Lineage: Eukaryota; Metazoa; Rotifera; Eurotatoria; Adinetida; Adinetidae.